AUGGCUUCCGUUGGAGGAAAAAAACAUGUUAAAACCAAUGACGGACGACGACAAAGUCCAGAAUCUGGACGACACAGUCCAAAAUCGCUCUUGGAUACCGCCGCUCAUAAAGAGCUUCAGAACAAGAUCCUACGCCUUGAAAGCGAACUGAAUGAGCGCAAUACACAUGAACAGCACUUCACGACAACAAUAGAGGAACUUAACCUCAAGCUCAAACAGAAAAGCGAUCAUGAGAUGGAGAAUGAAGUAAAAGAAAAGAAUUUCAAAAAAGAAAUGGACAAACUAAACGCCAAAGUGACUGAGCUUCAAAGCGAACUGAAUGAGCGCAAUACACAUGAACAGAACUUGACGACAACAAUAAAAGAACUUAACCUCAAGCUCAAACAGAAAAGCGAGCAUGAGAUGGAGAAUGGAGUAAAAGAAAAGAAUUUCAAAAAAGAAAUGGACAAACUAAACGCCAAAGUGACUGAGCUUCAAAGUGAGUUGCAGACAAAGCAUUUUGAAGAGAAAAUUUGGUAUACAGUGUUUGCCAAUCUAACAGACAAGCUUAAAAGACUUGAGAGGUGA
Molecule: messenger RNA, 567 nt
Organism: Exaiptasia diaphana
Lineage: Eukaryota; Metazoa; Cnidaria; Anthozoa; Actiniaria; Aiptasiidae
Product: negative regulator of PDR1-mediated fluconazole resistance JJJ1
Exons: 14
Coding region: 1-567 (188 amino acids)
Source: RefSeq, a predicted model, not a curated record